Molecule: messenger RNA, 1844 nt
Organism: Dicentrarchus labrax (European seabass)
Lineage: Eukaryota; Metazoa; Chordata; Actinopteri; Moronidae
Exons: 2
Coding region: 271-1428 (385 amino acids)
Molecular function (GO): nucleic acid binding
Source: RefSeq, a predicted model, not a curated record
AGCGUAUUGCAUUCACUUGAAAAUUUAUUUUUUGGUUUGUUUUUCUGAGUAAUUAAUUUUUUUGUCUGUUUUUCUGAGUAAUUUUUUUCUGUUUUUCUGAGUAAUUUAUUUCAAAUUUUCUGAAUAUUAUUAUUUUUUCUUUUUUCUGUUUUUCGGAGUAAUUUUUUUUUGGUCUGUUUUUCGGACUAAUUUUUUUCUGAGUUUAGAGAGCAUUUGAAACAAUAGACGCAUUCAUUCCUUUAUUGAGAGCUCGAUACAACGGAAACAAACAUGACUGACUUGUUUAGUUCAAUCAAGUUUUACUUUGAUCUGGGUUUAAGACACUGGGAGAUAGUCCUGUCUUUAAGUCAUAUAGAUGGUAUUAUCAUUAGUUUGUCGACUCUACGCAGGCACCUGAGGACUUUGCGGUUGUUCCGAAGGAAAGCCCGUUCAGAUCUGCUAGACAUAGCAGUGUUUCUCCAGGAUCAGCUGGACAGAUAUGGCAUGCUCCAUGGAUACAAGAUGAUGCAUUUGAAAUGCAUUCAGUCUGGCUACGUGGUGACUCAAGAGACGAUCAGGAGACUGCUGAAAAUAAUGGAUCCGCACGGUGUGCAGCUGAGGCGCCGGAAUCGCCUUCGGCGGCGUAUGUACCAGAAUCCAGGCCCAAACUUUUUGUGGCAUGUAGACUCGUAUGAUAAACUCAAACCGUACGGGAUCUGCAUCAAUGGUGCAAUAGAUGGGUUUUCACGAAUGGUGAUUUGGCUACAUGCUUACUCUACUAAUAGUGAUCCCAAGAUAAUCGCGCAAUACUUCAUUGAUGAGGUGUCAUCAAGGAAUGGAACUGCUGCCCGAAUUCGUUCGGACCUCGGAACCGAAAACUGUUACGUUGAACAAAUGCAGAUGUUCUUGAGGCACGAUCAUCUGGACAACUUUUCGCACAGAUGUUAUCUGUAUGGAUCGAGCAAUCACAACCAAAGAAUAGAGAACUGGUGGGGCUUUUUAAGAAGGCAACACGCACAGUUCUGGAUGAACCUGUUCCAAGAAUUAAAAGACUCAGACUCCUUUUCUGGUGACUUCCUGGACAAAAGUCUCAUUCAGUUCACAUGUCUUGAAAUAAUAGAGAGAGAACUGAUGGAAGUUGUUCACCUCUGGAACACUCACAGAAUUCGCCCAUGCAGAAAUGCUGUGUCUCCAGGUGGGCGCCCAGUGAUGAUGUACACCCUACCCCAACUUUUUGGUGCCAGAGAGUACCUGAAAGAGGUAUCCCAACAAAAGAUAGAAGCCUGCAGAGAGGAAUGCCUUCAGAGAGGACCGUAUCCCUGUGAUGAUACAGUGUUUGACAUUUGCUGCCUUGCCAUGGCAGAAAACAGUCUUCAUCCACCCAUCUCUCCAGAAGAAGCUAUUGAGCUUUACAGGUUCUUACGUGCUUACAUACAAGCUCAAAUUUAAUGAUCACAACCUGCUCUACUGGAUCAAAUGACUGGAUGUAAGCCUCCACAUAAGGGUAGAAAAUCUUAUGGACCAUGAAUUUCACUGUAUAGGGUAUUGUGUUUAAACAGUAAAUAACUGUGAACUCUUUACUUAUGGACAUCUCCCCUUUGUGCUUUGUAUAUCCACUUUCUAUUAAUUAUGGAAAAAUUACACAUCAAAAUAAGUGCUUACAGUCCAAAACAGCAAAAGCAGCAAAACAAUUACAUGUAACAAAAUUUGGUGAAUAUGUAUGCAUCUAAAAUUAGUUGGUGAUUAUCAUGUCAUCUCUCAAACAUAUAAACAGAUCACACAUCAUUUUCUUAUGUAUUUGAAUGAAAUGUCAUUCUACAAAUUUAUGUUGAAAUGCAGUUGUCAUUAAACUUUCAGCAAAUGAA